Molecule: messenger RNA, 3231 nt
Organism: Rhizoctonia solani
Lineage: Eukaryota; Fungi; Basidiomycota; Agaricomycetes; Cantharellales; Ceratobasidiaceae
Product: Zinc finger, NF-X1-type
Exons: 15
Coding region: 1-3231 (1076 amino acids)
Biological process (GO): regulatory ncRNA-mediated heterochromatin formation
Cellular component (GO): nuclear RNA-directed RNA polymerase complex
Molecular function (GO): helicase activity
Source: RefSeq, a predicted model, not a curated record
AUGCAGAGGCUCAUGGCUGCUCGAAGCUUUAAUGAUGGACCACAACCGCUCAGUGGGAAGCAAGUUUUCAAAGUAAUUUUUGUAACCUUGUUUGAAUAUCUCACUCGUAUCAAGGAAGCAACUAUCAAAAAUCCGGACAUACGUGAUCUAGCGGAACAAAUGGGACGUUGGUUCGACGAAUGGGUAACAGCGUUACGAUUUGGUUCCUCGUUCAGCGACGAAUGCAAUACCUACGACGAGGAUAAACGUCAGCUCAGAGAAAAAGUAGUACUUGUCACCCGCGAAGAACGCCCAAGUCGUCAGGGCGCAACUACGGAGGGUCUCAUCGCAACACUUCAGCGCAAUUGUGAUUACGAUGGCCCUGGAGAACGGCGAGAGAAAGGACCGAGGCAUGACAAUGACAAAGUUUCCAUAUCAGACAUUCGCGUUGCUCCAACCAACGAGGAGCUAGCUUGCUAUGAUGACCCAUUUUUGCCGGGAAACUUUGCCGAGGCACCCCACUUUUAUGAUUCCAAAAGUGUCGAGAGAUUGAUCGACGUGCAGUUCCGUUUGUUGCGCGAAGAGCUAAUCGCUCCGAUUCGUAUGGCUACCCAACUCAUCAUGUCUGACCUCCGAAAACCGGACGAUGCAACAACGAUCUUAUCGAAAUUAAUCAAGGAUGGUGGAGGACGCUAUAGGGCUCCUGCUAAUACACAAGAGUCCGUCAUCUUCAGCACUUCGGUCGGCAUCGAAUUCGAUACGCCUCCUGGAAAAGCUAGAGAUAAACAGACCCAGCCUCGAGUGGAAUACUGGGAACAAGUUUCCAAGAAACGGCUCAUGUUAGGGGGCCUUGUUGCUUUGGUCUGGAAGGAUCUCACCGGUAGUGUGGAUAUAUACGUUGGAACAGUAGCAAGCACGCCUCGGGAUCUAGCUGAAGCUGCCAAGAAGAGCAAGGAUCGUAUUGCGUUGCGUGUAUCUUUUUUCGAUGCGGCGGCAGAGCUUCGGAUAGUACAGUCGCUUCAAAAUCGACAGAAUCAUGGAACCAAGAUUCUAAUCGAGGCGCCCGUUUUCUACGAGGGAAUCCGACCAUUCCUCGAGGCCUUAAAAGCCGAUCCCGCGCGCCUUCCUUUUGCACAAUAUCUCGUUCACCAAAGCGAAAUCGAACUCCAGCAAACGAUGAUCGCCGCGCCUUUAUAUUCACGCACUCCCGGUUUCUCUUUCGAGCUGAAAGACCUGUUUUCUCCGUCCGCCGGCGUUCCCACACUCCGAAUGUCCACCACCAAUCCUGAUUCUGUAGCCAAUGCCCGUAAUCGUCUUCGAAAUAGUCGGCUGGACCCCAGUCAAGCCGAAGCCGUAAUUGACUCACUCACUCGCGAGGUUUCCUUGAUACAAGGACCACCAGGAACUGGCAAGAGUUACACCGGUUUAGAGCUAAUAAGAGUUCUCAUCAAAAAUCAAAUCUCUCCUAUUCUUUUGGUCGCAUAUACGAACCACGCUCUCGACCAUAUGCUCAAGGGAAUCCUGGAUGCAGACAUCACCAAGAACCUUAUUAGAUUGGGCUCACGCUCGGCCGUUGACGAGCGAUUAGCUAGCUUUUCUCUCGACGAAGCGGAGAAGAUAUCGACCAAGUCAAGAUUGGAUCGAAAUAUCAACGCAGCAUAUCGUGAAAUGAGGGCCGCUGAAGCCGAGAUGUCUGGGCUGAUGCAGAAAAUCACUGAGCGCCAGAUUCCGCAGGAACACAUGGAGGAUUGUAUUUUGUCGUCAUAUCCUUUCCACUACGAGGAACUCUUUUCCAACAUGCCAUCCUGGAUUUCAACCUUGGUUAGUAAUGCUGCCGAAGCCGAUGGUGAAUGGGAGACUGUCGGAAAGACCGAGCAAGAUUUGUCAGUAAUCAAUUACUGGGCCACCGGCCGUGAUCUGCAAUUCUUGGAAGGACCAAAAGAAGACAAACCGCAGAAUAAGCAGAAACAAAAGUCGGAUGGUGGUAGCUCAAAUAAAUUUGGCGCUCUUGCGGACGGAGGUUCAACCAAAAAAGGAAAGGCUUCUUCAUCUGGGCUAGCGGCGCAACACCAAGCGUUUUUACUCGACUUUUUAUCUCAGCAUGGCCUUCAUCAAGUUCCGGCAAUUCCUCAAACUGCUCGCCCAUUGGAAGCACUAAAGGAAGACCCAAUGGUAUGGAGUAUGUCACUCACCGAGCGGAAUACCCUAUAUGAUAUCUGGUACGCUACUGCGAGCGAGUCAAUUCGAGAAUCCCAGAUUGAGGACUUUGAGAACCUGCGAAAGAAACACGCGGCUGCCAGGCAGUCUUUUGAAGAAAUCAAGGAACAGGGUAAAGUCAACAUUCUGCGACGCUCUCAUAUCAUGGCUGUACAACAACAGGGGGUUGAGCCUAAAGUCAUGAUUGUGGAAGAGGCGGGCCAGGUUCUCGAGUCGCACAUACUCGCGAGUCUGGUUGAAUCGGUGCAGCAUAUUAUUAUGAUUGGUGACCCUCUGCAACUGCGACCGAGUGUAAACUCAUACAAGCUUGCAACCGAUAACCCACACACAGGGCACAUAUGGAAAUUUGAUCAAAGUUUGAUGGAACGACUCUCGAAAUCAGGAUUCCCAAUGUCUCAGAUUGACGAACAAGGAACACUCAGGCGAGCAUUCAGGAGAUCUCUCUACCCCAAUCUCAAAGACCACGAACUCGUCAAAAGAUAUCCAGAUGUGUAUGGAAUGCACAAAAAUGUGUUCUUUGCAAGGGACUAUAAUAAGGAAGGAAACAUCGUCGUCUUGGCUGCGUACCUGGGACAAAUACCGAAGAUCAGACAAAGGCUGCGCGAUAUAGUAACAACUAUUGUGGAUGAACGUGAUGCCGAGCUAUUGGAACAGCAUGGUAUUGAAGACGAAGAGACGACUACAGUUCAAGAGUCAAAGUCUCGAAGCACGUCCUUAUUCGGGGAAGAAGGAGAGGUCGUUAUUCUCAGUCUGGUAAGGAACAGUGGCACGCCAUUUGAUGGCCAUGUAUCGAGCCUCCAAUAUACGGGUGGAAGGUCAACCAUUGGAUUUUUGCGGUCUAAAAACCGCACGAACGUUGGACUUUCUCGUGCAAAGCAUGGCAUGUAUAUAUUCGGCAAUGCGCCUGAAUUGGCAAGAGAGCGAUAUGUGGGGACUAUUCUUCAAGAGCUCCAUCAUCAGGCAGUAUUGGAGAUGGGUUGCCCAUUACAUGUCACCGCCACCCAGAUUAUGUGGAAUGGGUUAGCAGCCCGGUAG